AUGGCCAUGCUGAGGUAUCCGUUGGAUCCAAUCUCAGAAGGCCUCUUGAAGGAACUCGUUUUGAAGGAUCUUGAUGAGAACACCUUUCUGUUGAAGGUGAUUCUUGAUGGAAAGAAGCUGGAUAGUGUUGGAUAUGGUAAGGGCGAUGGCACGGAUCGAGUUCGCUAUUGGAAGAAAGUCACGGUGAACCCCGCGGCGAUGUCCAUUUCUGUCGUCGACUAUGUCAAUGACGGCGAAAUGGGAGCAUGGAUCACCGAUGCCAAGGAAGAGGUGGUGUCAACUUGUUCGGUGAACUUUUUGGAGGACCCUGUCCAGAUUGAGUUCUGCCUUGACAAGGAUGGUGAAAGACUUGCAUCACCAGAACACAGAGAUGGCAUGUAUCCUUGGACGGAUGCGAUCGUGGCAAACAUCAUGAGCUUCAAGAAUGCCAAGGUGAAAGUGCGGCCCGAUGCUCCAUCGAUUAAAGAGAAAGGUCUCAAGAGUUUAGUCUCCGAGCCCAUGGACGAGCACGUGAGCUACGAGAGCUUCUUUGCCCAGCUGGUCACUUCUUCCAGAGAGGCCCUGUCAUCGGUGCCCGGCAAUGUCAUGGAGGAGUCGGCAGGCGAGAUGCGCUUCACCAACACAUCAGAAGGAGGGGAGGUGAGUACCAAUGUGGUGAAGUUCAAUGAGUCCACGGGAGAGUUUGUGGUGACCUUCUCCUCUCAGGGUAAGGUGCGUUCGGAAUUGCAUCGCGUCGUCCACCGCUCUCCGCUGGUCAUGGAGGGCUGGGACAUCGAUGCGGACGGCAACCGGCUCUCUGGCAUGGCCAAAGCCAAGGAGGUUCAAAAGAACAUCAACAACAUGAUUGACAAGGCCAACAGCUGGUUCUGA
Messenger RNA from Durusdinium trenchii, 870 nucleotides. NCBI's taxonomy places the organism in Eukaryota, Dinophyceae, Suessiales, Symbiodiniaceae. The record is from the annotation of a GenBank genome assembly.